Trypanosoma conorhini is the source of this 528-nucleotide messenger RNA. RefSeq lists its product as uncharacterized. Bases 1 to 528 code for a protein of 175 amino acids. The record is from RefSeq and is a predicted model, not a curated record. The transcript has a single exon. NCBI's taxonomy places the organism in Eukaryota, Euglenozoa, Kinetoplastea, Trypanosomatida, Trypanosomatidae.
AUGGGUAGCCGAACUCUGAGAGAGCAUUUGCAAGUGGAGCCGCUUGUGACCCUUGGCCAAAAGUACCGGAUCCUGGCUCCCAGUUCCUCGCUCCGUGAGCAUCUCACCGACAGCUACUGGUGCUCCUCGAUGGAAGAGGUGUGUGGGGGCAAGAUUGUAGGUGUAGCCGUGCGCUACACUGGACAGAAUCUUGUCCUGAUGCAGUUCAUCCCGAAAAAGGUUUCUCCAGCUGGUUAUCGUUAUCCCGUAUCCAUGUCUAUCCCCGUGGAGUACUUGGUGCCUGUGGCAACUCGCUCUAGCGCAGAAAGUCAGUCGAUGGCUGGUAGCUUUCAUUCCUCCCCCGAGCCAUCGGAAGGCACGCUGCAUGGGGAUGGCGUCACCCGGUUGUGUGUGGUUUGUGGGAGGUACAACGUCCCAGGUAUGCUGCUGCGUCGCCACGGGUACAAGUGCAGGGGAUGUGUGGGUAAAAAAUCCAAUGCAGCCUUGCGCACUGAGGUUUCCCGUGUAAAGGAAGAGGUGAAUGUCUAA